Molecule: messenger RNA, 1116 nt
Organism: Belonocnema kinseyi
Lineage: Eukaryota; Metazoa; Arthropoda; Insecta; Hymenoptera; Cynipidae
Gene: rho-6
Product: protein rhomboid
Exons: 6
Coding region: 196-1095 (299 amino acids)
Cellular component (GO): membrane
Molecular function (GO): serine-type endopeptidase activity
Source: RefSeq, a predicted model, not a curated record
ACGUGUAGAACGGAUCUUCUUCACUUCCGGUUUUCCGGUGUUGUUUACACAGCUUUAUACCGUAUGUGAACAGUGCUGCAAUUUCAGCCAAAGACGUCGAGUGCAAUUUUCCUUUUUCUUCACAAAAACAGCAUGAUAUAAUCUUUCAUGAGUACCACAUACGACACAGAAAAUCCUGCAACAUAAGGUUCAAACAUGGACGCGGAAGCUGCCCUAUUGGAGGAGUCGCCGACCAUGUCGACGAUCUCUUGUUCAGAUUCGGAGCAAACGUAUCCGGAAACGGAGAUGCCAUAUUCACCAGAUUCAUCAAUAAUCAUCGCCCCAAUGUAUAAGAAAAUAAGAGAAGAGGAACUCACACCCAGACCGAUCCCCAGACAUUCAACCCCACCUAGAAAACCAAAAUUUAGUAUACGACCGCCUUAUCUCAUGAUUUUCAUCAGUAUCAUUGAGAUAAUAGUCCACUGCAUGGUGGAUAACACAAUACGAAGGUGGUUGGUGUACGAUCCACGACAAAGGGUACAAGGAUGGAGGUUCGCUUCAUACAUGCUGCUACACUCAGAUGCUCUUCACCUCACACUGAAUGUGGUCAUUCAGCUGGUACUGGCCAUACCACUCGAGGUAGAGCAGGGUCGUCUAGCUGUGGCUGUAAUUUAUUUAUGGGGUGGAGUAUGUGGGGCGCUUGGUGCCUCUCUUCUUCAACCAAAUCUUUAUCUUCUUGGUUCUUCCGCUGGUGUCUAUGCAUUGCUCACCAGCCAUCUUGCACACCUUUACUUAUGCCAUGGCGAGCUUCGUUACGCGGGUUGGCGCCUCGUAGCAGUUCUACUUCUUGCUGGCGCCGACGUAGCCUCUCUCCCAGUUCCGGCUCUUCUUGGAUGUGGUCGAGUUGGUUGGGCGGCCCACGUUGCUGGGGCUCUUGCUGGGCCUCUUUUGGGACUUGCGGUAUUUCCCAAUCAAAGUAAAAAGGACUCCCGAGGUAGGCGAUUUGUACGCUUUGUCAGAUUUGUUUCCGGCAUCAGCGUCGCUCUUCUAGUCAUUGGGGCAAUAUUGGGAAACAUUUACCUCAUAGCUCUGCCCCAGUUGAGGAAGCCCUCUUGACAAAGAAUCGAAAUGCUUGUA